This is a messenger RNA of Cylicocyclus nassatus, 2881 nucleotides long. Lineage: Eukaryota; Metazoa; Nematoda; Chromadorea; Rhabditida; Strongylidae. The record is from the annotation of a GenBank genome assembly.
CAGAAACAUGGGUUACGAUAGUCCAGCAAGGGGUAGGGGAUCCACCUCUGGAGGAUUCCGUGGAGGUUUUCGUGGUGGGGAUAGAGGAAAGUCACCAAACUUUAGAGGAGGAGGAGAUAGAGGUCGUGGUGGCAGAGGAGGUCAGAGAGGAGGUUUUAACUCCCCAGCUAACCGCGGCAGAGGUGGCUUUGGAUCUCCGGCAGAGAGAGGAGGCCAGAGAGGUGGGUUUAGGCAGUUUGGAUCACCAGAUCGUGGAAGAGAUGGUGGAGGAGGAUAUCGAGGUCGUGGAGGAUUUAGUCCUAAUAGAGGAAAUUUUUCCCCAAGUCAUCGCGGCGGUCGUGGAUCUUUCACUCCUCGUGGAAACAGUUCACCGGGAUUCAGAGGUGGCAGGGGUGGACAUGGCUCAUUUAGUGAAAGAAGAAAGCCAUCCGAUAAUGACAGACAAGAAGGCGGUCGAUACAAGAAGAAUUUCUCUGCUCCCAAUACUCCAGCUGGUUCGAAAGGAAAGCCCAAGAAGUUUGAAGAAGAGGAGGAAGAUGAGGAUGAAGAAGAGGUUGCUAACGUCAGUGCCUUGAAGGAGAAAAAGAAGGCGCAUGGAAAACCUUCGAAGGUUGUUCCCGAUGAUGAAGAUGAAAAUGAAGAGGAGGAAGAUGAGGAUGAGGAGGAGAUGGAUGAGGAUGAAGAAGAUGAGGAGGAGGAUGAGGAAGAGGCAGGAGUUUCCACCAAAAGUGCUGCAAAGAAACAGGUUACUACUUUGAAAAAACCGGAAACGUUGAAGAAACCAGCUGUGCCAGAAGAUUCUGAUGAAGAAGAGGACGAAGAAGAUGAAGAUGAAGAAGAAGACGAAGACGAAGAAGAAGAUGAUGAUGAGCCGGUAGCAGCAGCUUCGAAAAACAAAGCUGGAGCAGCAGCCGCCAAGAACAAAGCUGGAGCAGCAGCCUCGAAGGACAAAGCUGAAGCAGCAGCCUCGAAGAACAACGCUAUAGCUGCGCAGAAAUCUGUAAUCGCAAAGAAGGUUACAGCAAAUGAAGAAUCUGAUGAAGAUGAGGAUGAAGAUGAAGAUGAAGAAGUCGACGAGGAUGAGGAGGAAAGUGACGACGAGGAAGCUGCGCCUGCAAAGAAAGCGACGCUUCCAAGAGGUGUUGGUACUUCUAUGGCUAAGACUUCGGCAGCACCAGAAGAAGAAGAAGAGGAUGAGGAUGAAGAGGAUGACGAGGAAGAGGAUGAAGAAGAGGAUGAAGAAAGUUUGGAAGAUGAGGAGCAAACUGAACCUAUCAUAAAAACACCAGCGCAGAAACCUAAGCAAAAGGAGCUCAAAAGUGCGUUGAAGAGCGAUAAAGGAUCUGACGCAAAGAAGAAGGUUGACGUGUCGGCUGCACCAACCCCAACCACUUCCUCAAAGAAGAUUCCACCGACGCCGCAUCCGCAGAAGAAAGGAGUGAAGGACACUCCAAAGGCAACAUUAAACUUUGAUGAUGACAGUAGCGAUGACGACGAGGAAGAAGAUGAAGAAAUGGAAGUAGAUGAAGACGAAGAGGAAGUUGCAGAAGAAGGUGAAGAGGGCGAAGAUGAAGAAGAAGACGAGGAGGAAGAUGAAGAUGAAGAGGAGGAAGAGGAAGAGACACCUCAAAAGGUCACGCCUUCAGCACAAGCGAAGAAAGAAAAACUUGCUUCUGCAAAACAAACUAAACCCGCUAUUACCAACCAAGCUAACGCGAAACAAGCUAAACCUGCUGUUCAAAACCAAGCUAAUGAUGUGAAGGUAGCAAACCAAGGAGUCAAGCGGAAAGCUGAUGUAGAUGGUACUCAUGCUGCAAAACAUUUGAAGCUUGAUGAACAUGCCAUUGUUGACGAAGAAAACAAGCGGCGGCAGGAACGUGAUGAACGUUCUCUAUUCAUCAAAGGUUUUCCCAAAAACACAAAGACUAAAGAUCUCGAAGGACUUCACGCCGAUAUUGAGACAGUACGACAUAACAGAGGAUCAUCUUUUGCUUGGAUUGUAUUUAGAACAGAAUCAUCUUGUAAAAAGGCGCAUAGUAUGCUAUCAGCUCACAAAAUGGGAGGCAAGCCUCUUUUUGUUGACUUUUGUGGCUCUAAAUCUGCUAAAGCAAAAGCAGCGGAACACGCUCAAAAACCGAUAAACCCCCUUGAACUGUUCAUCAAUGGAGUGCCUGCCAGCGUAACCAAAGACGAUAUCAAGAAUAUUUUCCGAGCUGCUGUUUCAAUCAACAUUCCUAACGCACGACCUCAUGAGUUGAAACGCGCAUUUGUUCUGUUUUCUACCGAGGAUGAUGCAAAAUCAGCAUUUGACAAAGGCAAAGGACUUAAGCUCGCCGGAAGAUCUGUUGAAGUAUUUUAUGCCCGAAUUCGCCAAAACCCUCAGGAGCAUGCAACCGUAAAAGCGAAGCAGAAUGCAGCGGAUGCGAAGACAAAUGCCACAAGUGUAAAAAAACUAGCUAAGCCAGCAAAAAUGGAGCAAGGCGAUAGUGAAGACGAUAGUGAUGAGGAGGAAAUUGAAUCGAGCGAUGAAGGUAUCGAGGAAGUGAACGGAAAGCUAACUAACAAAGCUGCGCCAAAUAAGAAACCGCAACUAGCUGAAUCAGAUGAAGAUGACGAUGAUGAAGAAGAGGAUGAAGACGAAGACGAAGAGGAGGAUGAAGAUGACGAGUAGCUUUCUUUCUCGUGCAUUGUGUUAUAGCUGUUACCGCCUUGUCCACAUGUAUCUGUUUUGUCCCCUUGUUGUUUCACCCUAGCGCCACUGUAGUAGAGACUCUAACUGUUACACCCUUCUCAUCUUUACGAUGUUGUUGUUAUUGUUGAAGAUUAUGUAAGAUUGUUGACAGUUGAUUUUUCCAAAAUAUUCGAAAAUAUAAGUGAAGUC